This is a messenger RNA of Racocetra persica, 501 nucleotides long. The record is from the annotation of a GenBank genome assembly. Lineage: Eukaryota; Fungi; Glomeromycota; Glomeromycetes; Diversisporales; Gigasporaceae.
UAUUACGCAAUGCUACUGAUAUUAAAAAUGAACGAUCAAAAUAAUGAUAACAAUUUAAUAUCUUUUCUAAUGUCUCGACAUCGGCUAUUACAGUUUGACAAAGUCGAAACUUCACAAUUUCGUUUACGAGCACCUAAAAUUUCAAGAAAUUUAUCUUCAAAUAAUAAUGAAGAUACUUUAACAAAUUUACAUAGCCCUUCAUUGCAAAAUGAUAGUAAUAGCGAACAAUCUAGUUGUAGCAACUUUAAUAUUGUUGAAAAUUUUAAUAAUGAUGAUUUACAAUCAGGCUAUGAUGAAUCUAAUAACGAUAAUUUGGAUUUGGAUAAUAUUCAAUAUGAAAAUGAGAGUUACGAUACUAAUUUAGAAAGCCAAGACGAUAUUGAAACAAUUCUUACCGAUACUGAUAGUUCGUCUGAAAUAUUUGAUGAUACAAACUAUUUAUUGUGGAAUCAAGAAUGCCAAUUCGGUGCUUUUGAAAACUUCACGACUAUGGCAAUGUUC